CCAGGGUCGGGUCUCUGGAAACCGCCCAUUCAGGGGCUCGGGCAGUAGGAAUGCCUUCAGCGCUGUCCAGUCAGGGCGGCGGGGCGAGGAGCAUUCUCCAAUCAGGAUCUCGUUGGAAGGGAGUGCCCGGAGCACGGCCCAAUCAGGGCCGGGGGUUGGCGCGCUCCAGCCCCAGUGCGCGUCGUUCCCUGCAGGCCGUGGCGCUCGUGAGCACCUGCCCCGCGGGGCCCCGGGUGUCUGGUCUCUGUCGCUUUCACCUGCCCGGGCCGCGGGUAGGACGGUGCGAGAGCCCGGAGCGGCGCGGAGAUGGACUCGGUGGUCUUUGAGGAUGUGGCCGUGGACUUCACUGUGGAGGAGUGGGCUCUGCUGGAUUCUGCUCAGAAGGAGCUGUACAGAGAUGUGAUGCUGGAAAACUUCAGAAACCUGGCCUCAGUGGAUGAUGACACUCAAUUUAAGGCCAAUGGGUCUGUUUCUCAGCAGGGUAUUUGUGGGAAUAAGAUACCCAAGGAACAGAAAAUAUCGAAGUUCACUGGAAGUGAUUCCUGGGCCUCCGUCGUAGGAAGAAUUUGGGAAGCACUUAGCCUUGGAGAUCAGCAUACAGACCAGGGGAGACAUCCGAGAAAUCCUGUGGUGGAGGGACUCUGUGAAAGUGCUGACCAGCGUGGGGAAGGCCUCAGUCAGCAAACUGCGGUCAGACGGUAUGAAUGCAGGGCAGGCGGGAACGUCUUCGCGUGCCGCUCAUCCCUCAAGAGUCAUGGCGCUGUUCACGCUGGACACAAGCCGUAUCAGUGUCAGGACUGCGGGCAGGCCUACCGCUGUCGUUCACACCUAAGAACACACUUGAGAACCCACAAUGGAGAGAGACCCUAUGCCUGCAAACUGUGUGGAAAAACCUUUCCACGAACCUCUUCCCUCAACCGGCACACGAGGACUCACACUGCAGAGAAGACCUGUGAGUGUCAGCAGUGCGGGAAGGCCUUCAUCGACUUUUCCAGUCUCACGAGUCACGUGAGAACUCACACUGGAGAGAAGCCCUAUAAAUGUAAGCACUGUGGGAAGGCCUUCAGCUAUUCCUCGACCUUCCGACGACACAUGAUCACACACACGGGGGAGAAGCCCUACAAGUGCGCAGAGUGUGGGGACGCCUUCAGCUAUUCCUCGACUUUCCGACGACACAUGAUCUCACACACGGGGGAGACACCACACAAGUGCACGGAGUGUGGGGAGGCCUUCAGCUACUUCUCAGCUUUCCGAAGGCACAUGAUCACACACACUGGAGAGAAGCCCUAUGAGUGCAAACAGUGUGGGAAAACCUUCAUUUAUCUCCAGUCCUUCCGAAGGCAUGAGAGGAUUCACACUGGAGAGAAGCCCUACGAAUGCAGGCAGUGCGGGAAAAGCUUCAUUUACCCCCAGUCGUUCCGGAGACACGAAAGGACGCACGGUGGGGAAAAGCCCUAUGAGUGUGCCCAGUGUGGGAAGGCGUUCAGCCACCCCUCCUCCUUCCGGGGCCACACGAGAGUGCACACUGGAGAGAAGCCUUAUGCGUGCAGCCAGUGUGGGAAGACUUUCAACUGGCCCAUAUCCUUACGAAAACAUAUGAGGACACACACCAGAGAGAAGCCCUACGAAUGUAAGCAGUGUGGGAAAGCCUUCAGUUUGCCUGCUUGCUUUCGCGAGCACGUGCGGAUGCGUCCCGGAGACGAGCCGUACGAAUGCAAGCUGUGUGGGAAGGCCUUCUCCUGCCACGUCUCCUUACAGAAGCACAUGCGGAGGCACACCGCGGAGAAGCUUUACCAGUGCAGACAGUGUGCGAAAGCUUUCAGUUGGCCCGAACUUCUGCAGCAGCACGUGAGGACACACACGGCUGAGAAACCUUACGAAUGUAAGGAAUGUGGAAAAGUCUUCAAGUGGCCAUCAUCUCUGCCGAUACAUAUGAGGAUGCACACCGGGGAGAAGCCAUAUGCGUGUAAGCAGUGCGGGAAGGCCUUCAGUUGUUCCUCAUCCUUAAGAAGACACGCGAGAAUACACACUGCAGAGGCACGCUACCUCCGUCACGUGGGAAGUCCUCCUGGGAGUGAACUGACGCACGGUGCUUCAGAGAAUUCCCGUCAGGAGAGAAACCCAAGUAAAGCUGUAAAUCUGGUGUUGCCUUUGUGAGUACCUCAUCCUUAAAGUGGACCCACAGGGAGUGUGUAUCCAGUUCUUUUGCAAACGAACAUUCAGAUGAAAAUUAAUUGUCAAAGUCCUCAGCUCUAGUACAGUUUGCAGGUAGUGUUUUUUCUCAUGGUUUAGGAAAUCUAGUUUGUUGGAAUCAUGGGUGAUUGGAAGUGUAUUUUCAAUAUGUGAGUAGUUUAAAACCUUAGUUGUUUAAAUUGCUCUCUGAGGGGUUAUUGGAACAGUGACACUGUGGUACUUGGGAAUUUCUUACUGGCGUGGUAUGGCGGCUGCUGGAUAAUCGCCCGUGGUGUUGAGAGUCUUUCUUUAGGCCCAAGGAGGCUCGUUCCAGUUUUCUUAUAGUCGGCAGGAAUGUGUAAUUACGCAGAGUAUCGUGUGAAUUGUUACUUUGAUCGCUUCCCCUCUGCGCUGCCCUUGCUUGUGGUUGGGAAUUGAAAAACAGGUUUUCACUUGAGACCCUUGUGAUGUGACCACGAGACAGAGUUUGGGACUGUGUCAUGUUGGCAUGGGUAAUGCUGGGAUCUGCACUUCCCAGAACCCCUUCCCACGAUCCUGCAUCCAACUUUACUGGCAGCCUGUUGGCAUGAGACUUGGAAGGGCGGGUGCGAAGCCAUUCCCAAGCUUCUGGAGUCACAGUAAAGUAUCGUGGAGAGAAGCACAGGGGCUUCCUGGGUGCCAGCUUUCAGCCCAUCUGAUCAUUGGCUCUCCCUCUUACUAUUAAGAGUAUCAUGAAAAGAAGUGCCAACGACUUGAUUUCUGUUUUUCUCAGAGCUGCAGGCUCCCGUAAGUAUCUCCGGGAGCUCCAUGUGAAGGGUGCGCUCAUGUGGUCAGGCACUCACAACGUGGGUUUUCCUACAAACCUGCACGAGUCCUGCAGCCUCGUUAGUGAUCUCCGGUGCUACGAGCCCACUCCUCUAGACGCUAACGUGCUUUGUAAGUCUAACUUGUACAGCAAACUCCUUUUUCUCCGAACUUUCAGUGGCUCUCUGAUCCUGAUUCUGCCACGAGAGCUACACUAUUGCAGCAAAACAAAGCGACACACGGGACUUUGUUAGCCCAUCGUGCUUUGUGAAGUGCUGACUCAGUCCUACGCGAGAAACUCCUUCCUCAUAGAUCGGGGAGACGUCUGUUAACUCAGAACUGAAUGCAGCUCCUUGAUAGGUGUUUGAUUGUCAUGUUUGAUUCUGACUCAUUGCUGUGUGUUUUCUUUGCAAGCAGGAUCUUUGUUUCUUAGAAACACCUUGCAUACUGUGUUUUCAAGUCACUUGUACACUGUUAGCUCUUUGGGGCUGCUGGAAUGAAGCACCACAACUGGGUAGCUUCAGACAACAGGAAUUUUUGUCUCGCAGUUCAGGAAGCAGAAGUCCCAGGUCAGGCUGCUGGCAGGACCGCGCUUGCUCUGCAGGUCCUGGGGAGGAGGCAUUCCCGCGCCCUCCCAGCGUCUGCUAGUUCACUGGCUUGAAGGAAGCGAUACUGGUCUUCACACAGCCUUCCACCUGCGUGUGUCUGGCUCCUCGUGUGGGGUUCUUCUUACAAGGACGUCAUACAGAGUGGCUUAGGGCCCAUCCUAUGCCAGUAUGACCUCCUUUUAGCCCAUUACACCUGCAACACCCUAUUAGCAAGUAAGUUGUAUUCUGCAAUACUGGGCCUUCAACAUGUGGCUUUAGGGGAACACAAUUUGACCCAUAACACUCAUAAAUGUUACUCUCUUUUUCAUUUACUGAGAAUAUUUUUAAAUAUUCCAUUGCAGUUAUGGAUUUCAAGUCAACCAAUUCUGUUAAAUUUAAGCAUUGGGCAUUCUGAGUCAAUAUUACCUGAUCUGUACACGUUAAGGUAUUUUUUUUAUCAUGUAAACGUUAUUUUUUAUUGUUACAUACUUCAACAUUUGUCAUUAAUGGAUUGCUUAUUGUUAACAGUAAAAACUGAAGUAAUGGUUUUGUCAAUGCUCUUCAGCCAAAACCCACUGGGCCCACACUGGUUUGAUCAAAGAAAAUUGGGUGUAUUGAAUUAAAGCAAUCAGUCAGAGGUUGUUUAAAAGAAUACAUUUUUGGAUCUGGGUUUAUGUUUGGUGAGUUUAGAAGGCAUAAAUGAGCUACGUUAAAACUGACUGGUAAGCAAAAGCAGUCAGUCAUACUGCCAAGAAGAGGGGAACGUUUAAUCAUUUUUGUGGUUGGGAGGUGAGCUCCAGAACAUGAAGUGUCAACUUAAGUAAGGUAUAGUAGGAAAGAAGCCGUAUUUGACAUUCUCAAACAGGAAAAAAUCUAGUAUUUUAUAGGAAGGAAGGAAGGGUGGAAGCUUUUUGUUGUAAUGAUCCACAAAGCUCCAAGAGCCCACUUUACUUUUCACAGGUAUCAUUUCCACCCCUGUGGACUUCCAGCACUAGCCAGGGAAGGAAAAAAAUGUAGCAGUGUAACACCUUAGUGUUUUAAUAAAGACAGACAAUAUCUGAGAUACCUAAUUCUACAAUUUUUUUCACGCUAACUUAGUCCUUCGUAGCAGUGUCAGGUUUGGAAAAAUUUUAUAUUUGCUUAAUUUUUACUGGAAACUGUUGGAAAUUUUGAACACUGGAGGGCAAGUGUAAUUUCUGAGAACUCAUGGCACUUACACUUAGUGAAUUGUACUGCAUGCGUAUUAUAAAUAAUAGAAAAAAACAAUAAAACCUUCGUUUGCUAAGGGAAA
Molecule: messenger RNA, 4854 nt
Organism: Vicugna pacos (alpaca)
Lineage: Eukaryota; Metazoa; Chordata; Mammalia; Artiodactyla; Camelidae
Biological process (GO): regulation of transcription by RNA polymerase II
Cellular component (GO): chromatin; transcription regulator complex; PcG protein complex
Molecular function (GO): RNA polymerase II cis-regulatory region sequence-specific DNA binding; DNA-binding transcription factor activity, RNA polymerase II-specific
Source: RefSeq, a predicted model, not a curated record